GCUCAGCUGCGCCCUCUGCAGCAGUGUGUCCCUCUCGGGCCGCCGUCCAGCGGCUGCGGUUUCUGUGGCAACAGAGGAGGUUUGCGCUGUAGCUGCAGCCUGGUGAUCCUGACACAGGCAGAAGGCGGCGCAGGCCCGAACAUUAUGGUCAGAAAAUGUCGGCGUCCUCUAGAGGCCAGUCCAGCAGUACAGCGUCAAGAAGCAAGACCUCUCCAGCGCCUUCAGCUUCUGCCGGUGCAAGUCGGGCAAAACCAAGCGACAAGCUGAACCCCAAGACCAUAGACCCGUUUGCCGAGACCCAGCGCUCUUCCUCUGCGUUUGCAGCGAUAUAUUCAAAAGGAGGAAUUCCUUGCAGGUUGGUUCAUGGUUCAGUCAAGCACAAGUUACAGUGGGAGCGUCCUCCAGAAAUGAUACCAUUUGACCCCCUGCUCAUCACUUUAGCUGAGGGUCUCAAAGAAACCAGGCACCCUUACACGUUCGUAUCCCAGGAAGGAUUUAAGGAAUUUCUGAUGGUUCCUGGUGCUGCUGAAAAAGCUAUGCCCAUCUUACCCAAGCUUGCAGCUGCUUUGAAAGGUGCCCUUGUGCACGCUGAUGGUGGAGUUUUUGAAAGAGGACUGAAUGGUUUGAUGCAGUUGAGCGCUGUGGUGGGGCCGGCGCUGACUAUUCAUCUAAAGAAUCUGUUAACCAGUCUAUCCAAAAGAUUAAUGGACCGGAAGUAUAAGGACGGAGUCACAACUGCACUACAGAAAUUGGAACAGUAUGGGGGAAAGGAAAGCCUAGGAAUAAUCAAAGCGAAAAUACCGACAUACUGCUCGAUAUACAGCUGAAUGAUGGAUAACAGAUGGCGUCUUACCAGUAAUGAUAUUGGCCUCAAACCUGAUGUCCAGUAGAAGACUUCACAUUGACAUGGACUACGCUUAAACUUUCUUUCCUUUGAAGGGUUUGUCUCACUUCAGCAAAUGGCAUUUAUCAUGUAGAGAAAGUUA
This is a messenger RNA of Bufo gargarizans (Asiatic toad), 986 nucleotides long. RefSeq names its product parkin coregulated like (gene PACRGL). Lineage: Eukaryota; Metazoa; Chordata; Amphibia; Anura; Bufonidae. The transcript is spliced from 8 exons. The record is from RefSeq and is a predicted model, not a curated record. The coding region runs from base 156 to 827 and encodes 223 amino acids.